This is a messenger RNA of Paramecium pentaurelia, 1142 nucleotides long. Lineage: Eukaryota; Ciliophora; Oligohymenophorea; Peniculida; Parameciidae. The record is from the annotation of a GenBank genome assembly.
AUGUUAACGAACAAUUAAUAUGCCUAACUUCCUGUUCAAUCUGUUUUCUACCAAUAAUAGACUUAAACUAAUUAAAGACUUCCUCCUUAGCAAUUUUAAUCACCUAUUUAACUAAAGUUGAUAUCACCUUAAACUUCAAUGGUAUAUUAACAACAAGCAGCAUAGAGUCAAAUGUAUACAUAAUAAAAUCAACAUGUCAAAACAAUAUAAUAACAUCAUACGUAUAUUACAAAUGAAUUCAAAUAGGCAUCAUACUCAUGAAUAUAAAAUACCUCAAUAUUAAUAACAAAUAGUUGCUGCUCCAUAAUAACCUAUUAUUACUGUUCCACAGUAAACUGUUGUAGCUGCUGCUGCUCCUCCUUAAUAGCCAGAAAUUAAUGAGAUGUAUCAUGUAGAAAGAGAAUUGCAAGUGCUUUCUGUUGAAGAUGUAGAAGAACCUUGGAAAAAGAAAUGUGUUGAAUUAGAAAUUAAAAUAUUCGAUUUGUAAACAGAAUUAGCCAGAUAUAAAAAUUAAGGAUAAGAAUUAAAGGUUACAUCAAAUGAAGAAUUUUAAGUGAGAGAAUUGGAAGCAAAAAUAAAAAUGAUGAAAGACAUAGAAGAUGGUUUGAGAAAAGAAAUAGAAAGUCAAUAAAGUGAAAUUGACUCUUGGAGAUAGAGAUAUUCCAAAUUGCAAUUAGAGUUUUAACAAUUACUUUAAGGUGGAGAAGAAGUCAGAUAGUUAAGAGAUGCUUUAGCAGAAAAAGAAAGGCAAAUCUUGAAAUUGGAAAAUGCAUUAAAUUCUUAGAAUGUGGAAAUGCAAAAUUACAUGAGAUUAAUUUAGUAAAUUUUUCAAUUAAUAUAUUAGGAAUAAAGAUUAAGAGAUAGCAUAAUAUAAAUAAAUGAUUCGUCAAUUAGAACAAGAAAUGAGUGAAUAUCAAUAGACUACAGAAAAAAUGAAAUAUUAUUCAAAUGAAGCAGAUAUUUGGAAAGAAAGAUUCAUGAAAGCAAAUUAAGAUUUUCACACUGCUUAAGAAUAGUGGAUGAUGGCAUAAGCUGAAUUAGAUUCUUUGAAAAAAUAAAAAACCAUUACUACAACUGAAAAAACUACAACUGUAUAAUAAUCUAAUACAAGAUCUAGUAAGACUGGUGGCCGAUAAUAUUGA